Messenger RNA from Cavia porcellus (domestic guinea pig), 1452 nucleotides. RefSeq names its product chromosome unknown C1orf232 homolog (gene CUNH1orf232). Bases 533 to 1096 code for a protein of 187 amino acids. Lineage: Eukaryota; Metazoa; Chordata; Mammalia; Rodentia; Caviidae. The record is from RefSeq and is a predicted model, not a curated record. The transcript has 4 exons.
UCCCCAGGGAGAGGACUAAGUAUCUAGGGCAGACAAAGCAGUGAAAUGUAAAACCAGGAUGCCGACUAGGGACCUAGGGAAUUUCCCACUCUGGUUUGAGGAGCCUGAGAGGGGACAUAUGGUGGGGCCCUGCCCAGAGCAUGAUUGGAGUAACUAUAGUCACAGACCUUGCCAGGGUAGGUCCUACCCUAAGGAUUUGGUGAAUGCAAGAUUUCUCUGGAACCAUUUGAAGACCUGACAAACUCACAUAUUCCUAGGCCCAGGGAGGUAACCUUUCCAGAGAGAUGUCUUCAUUAUCCUUGGCCAAUGUAGGUCAAGACAAGGGAUGCCUCCCCCCACCCCUCAGACUCCUUUGGAUCAGGUUCACCUGCUGGGCACUGUGCUAGCUCGGGAAGUUGGUGCAUCUUUAAUGAAGUCACUCAAUACCUGGGACAAGCUUUUGGCUCUACCAAGUUCCUGAAGCCAGACCUACUGAUACCCACCAAGCCACCAACUUUCUUGCCUGGGUCCCGGGACUCUUUAUCCUUCAACUAUGAACCAGGCCUUCUGGAAAACCUACAAGUCCAAAGUGCUACAGACCCUGAGUGGGGAAUCUGAGGAGGACCUGGCAGACGAGAGGGAGAACCCAGCAUUAGUGGCAUCUGAGACAGCAGAACCCACUGAAGAUGCCUUCAAUGCCAUGUCACAGCUGGCCCGCCGGGUUCAAGGGGUCGGGGUGAAAGGCUGGCUGACCAUGUCAUCUCUGUUUAACAAAGAAGAUGAGGACAAACUGCUGCCAAAGGAGCCCUGUGCUGACCACCCGCUGGCGGCACCGCCCCCCUCGCAGGCGGCGGCGGAGGCGGAACCGCGUGGCCCGGGAUUCUGGGACGCGUUCGCCAGCAGAUGGCAGCAGCAGCAAGCAGCGGCGGCGUCCAUGCUGCGCGGCGCCGAGCCCAGCAGGGACCCGGACCCCGAACCCGGGGACGAGGCCGCCCAGGAGGCCGUCGAGCACCCCGGGCCGAGGGAAGCGGACCCCGCGGCCGGCUUCAAGUGGGGCUUCCUCACCCACAAACUGGCCGAGAUGAGAGUGAAGGCCGCGCCCCCCAAGGGCGACUAGUGGGCAGGCCAAACUGGAACUCGCCCUUCCCCACCCUGUUAAAAAGUACCCUUGGCCCAAGACCUCAUGUGUCAGCGUGGUUUCAUUCUGACAGUGGCAAAAACAGCGUUGGGGUAGGCGGCCCCAGCGCAAUCUGUCUGGAGAGGUCCUUCUUUAUUUCCCUACGAAGCUGCAGGUGGGCAAUGCCCAGCGACAGCCGAGGUAUCAGGAUGGAGGCUGUUUAGCGUUAAGGCACAACUUCCUAGAAAGCAGAGGGUACCCAGAGGACAGGCUUUAGCGUCCUGUCCAGCUUUGUUUAGUUGAACAAACGUUACAGGCGGGCCUUUUGCCUGCGUAGUCCUUGCGUUAUGGACAGA